This is a messenger RNA of Angiostrongylus costaricensis, 516 nucleotides long. Lineage: Eukaryota; Metazoa; Nematoda; Chromadorea; Rhabditida; Metastrongylidae. The record is from the annotation of a GenBank genome assembly.
GAAAGCAUUGACGGUCAAGGAAAGCUUGUCCUCAAGGCAAUGGAAAUGAGACUCGACAAGACCGAUUUUGUCGUUAGCGAUUGCGAUGAGGAGCUGCUGUUUAACUUGCCGUUCUACGGACAUGUGAGGAUUACUGGGAUAUCUGUGAUUGGAGACGAAGACGAAAGUCAUCCAGCGAAAAUCCGACUGUUUAAGGACAGAUCAAUGAUGUCAUUCGAUGACUGCAGCAUUGAAGCUGAUCAAGAGAUCAAUUUGAAGCAGGACCCAAAUGGUGUUGUUGAUUAUCCUUUGAAAGCUUCAAAGUUUGGCACGCUGUCACACAUGAGCGUUCAUAUCCAGACGAAUUUUGGCGCUGAACUGACGAAAGUGUACUACAUAGGUUUGCGUGGAGAAUACCAGGCAGAUUUUCGUCAGCAAAUUGCUAUAGCAACAUACGAGGCUCGUCCACUAAUGAAAGAUCAUAAGGGCGAGAUUCCUGACGAAGCUGGACGAAAUUUGUUCCUCCCUUCUUGUUAA